UAUAGAAUGGCAACACAGAAUGCAAAGCAGGCAGCUUACGUUCUCGACUGCUCCGUUUCGAAAGGUGGCGCUAAUGUUCCCAAUGGUGUUAAUCGCCGUUACACACCGAAGUAGUUGCGGGGAAGAAGAGUAAUACGUAAUAGCUUGAAAAACCAACGUGUCUACAAUGGGACUAGAGUCUAUUUAUUCAUUUAUGAUAAAGCGCAUGAUGGCAGUAACCGAUGAAAUAUUCGACUCUGUAAAAGACAGUAUAAUUGAAUAUGAGAAGGAGAUAGAGCGUCUAAAGCAGGAGAACUGUUCUCUGAGGAGCCGAAACUGCAGCUGUGCAGAAACAAUCCUUGAUACUCAGAGAAAUGGAUGUCUGCAAGGUCAGACGGGUUCAGAACCGUCAGAAAUACAAGUGAAGUUGGAGGUUGCCAGUGUGAUGUAUCAUGAGCCUCCUCUUUCUGAAGCAGUCACAGGGCAGGAACAGUGCCUCUCACUUCUGCCAGUGGUGAUGCUGAAGAAUGAAGAUACACAGUCAUCAAUCACAGUUAAGUCAGAGCUCUGUGAUAAUCAGGCCAGUGAAUCGAACUCAUCUGCAGUGCAUUCUGGCAGCAGUUGUCAUGUUGAACUUAAACUAGCUGAACAAGAACCGUCGUCUCUUCAACUUGAGCCUGAAACCUUUGAUGAGGUGUUACAAAAAGCAAGGCGAAAAGGUCAGAGUGCAUUAUGCACGAUUUGCAGCAAGCCUUUCAGGAACAAUGGAUAUUUGCAAAAACACAUGUUAGUACACCAAAAGGAGAGGCCUUUCUGCUGUGGUUCAUGUGGGAAUCGUUUUAAAACGAAAUCCAACUUAAAAGAACACGAGAGACUUCAUGCAGUUUAUUUGAUAAAGUUACCCAACUGGACAACUGUUAUCAUGGCAAAGCCCCUCGCUCAGUGCGACUCCUCCCCCUCAACAUCCACAACCGACGCGGCUACUGCACCGAGAAAUGAGAGAAGUGCUGAGGACGACAUUCUGAGCCGGUUUGAAAUCGGCAAAAUCCUUGGUUUUGGAGGAUUCGGCAAGGUUUAUGAAGGGACGCGCUUGGAGGAUGAUCUUGAGGUGGCAGUGAAAAUUGUCAAAAAGUCAAAGAACAUGGAAUACAUCAGAAUUCCUGGUCAUCCUACACCCGUCCCAUUAGAGGUCGGCCUGUUAACCGCUGUUAAUAGGGGCCCCAAAGUUAAAGAGAUCAUUGAACUGCUGGACUGGCAGGACCAGCCUGACCAAUAUAUCAUGGUCUUGGAGCGUCCCCCACACUGCGAAGAUGUGUUUCGUUUUUGGGAUAAUCGCAAACGCAUCCUCAGUGAGGAAACGGCACGGACUAUCAUGGCACAGGCAACAACGGCUGCUCAGACGUGCUGUGACCGAGGAGUUUUCCACGGUGACAUCAAGUUACAAAACCUGCUGAUCAACAAAAAAACACGUGAGGUCAAACUGAUUGACUUCGGGAGCGGGAGUUUCCUGAAAGAGUCCGGCUAUUACAACUUCCGUGGUACAAGACCGUACUGUCCACCUGAGUUCCACACAAGGGGCAAUUACCACGCUGAACCAGCUACUGUGUGGUCUCUGGGAGUGCUCUUAUUCGUAAUGUUGUUUGGACGCUUUCCAGAAGCCAAAGACCAUCUGAGGAUUAAUGAUGACAUCUGGUUUGAGCGUCACUUGUCAAAAGAUUGCCGCAACCUGAUUCGACGCCUCCUGCGGGAAAACCCAGCCCAGCGGAUUGAUUUGGAGGAAAUCAUUUCCCAUAAUUGGUUUAAGGUGUGCGACUCCCCCUCAACAUCCAGAACCAACGCGGCUACUGCACCGAGAAAUGAGAGAAGUGCUAAGGACGACAUUCUGAGCCGGUUUAAAAUCGGCAAAAAGCUUGGUGUAAGAGAAUUCGGCAAGGUUUAUGAAGGGAAGCGCUUGGCAGAUGGUCUUGAGGUGGCAGUGAAAAUUGUCAAAAAGUCAAAGAACAUGGAAUACAUCAGAAUUCCUGGUCAUCCUACACCCGUCCCAUUAGAGGUCGGCCUGUUAACCGCUGUUAAUAGGGACCCCAAAGUUGAAGAGAUCAUUGAACUGCUGGACUGGCAGGACCAGCCUGACCAAUAUAUCAUGGUCUUGGAGCAUCCCCCACACUGCGAAGAUGUGUUUCAUUUUUGGGAUAAUCGCAAACGCAUCCUCUGUGAGGAAACGGCACGGACUAUCAUGGCACAGGCAACAACGGCUGCUCAGACGUGCUGUGAUCGAGGAGUUUUCCACGGCGACAUCAAGUUACAAAACCUGCUGAUCAACAAAAAAUCACGUGAGGUCAAACUGAUUGACUUCGGGAGCGGGAGAUUCCUGAAAGAGUCCGGCUAUGACAACUUUUGUGGUACAAGAAGGUACUGUCCACCUGAGUUCCACAAAAGGGGCAAUUACCACGGUAAACCAGCUACUGUGUGGUCUCUGGGAGUGCUCUUAUUCGUAAUGGUGUGUGGACGCUUUCCAAAAGCCAAAGACCAUCUGAGGAUUAAGAAUAAGACCUGGUCUAUGUUUCACUUGUCCAACGAUUGCUGCAAACUGAUUCGACGUCUCCUGCAGAAAGACCCAGCCCAGCGGAUUGGUUUGGAGGAAAUCAUUUCCCAUAAUUGGUUUAAGUUGCGGUCAAAACCCAAAUUUAAUGGAGUGGAGAAGAUCAAAACAUGGACAUACAUGUCUGCUACGGGACUGAAUGUGACCCCUGGACCGGAUUACGCACAGGUACUCUGUUUCUCUGUCCAGGUCGUAUCCAGAUUGAGCCGACACGGCUGAAAAGCAUCAACCAUUUGAGGAAAAUGAGAUGCCGAUGAGAAAGAGGACAAGGACGGUAAGUUUUGUGAAGCUGCCGUCUCUUCAUUAUCGUGACUGCGGCAGCUCAGACCAGACCACUGCACCGAUAAAUGAGAGAAGUGCUGAGGGUAAAUCAAAUGACCAUUACAAAUCCAUCCACACCAACACGCAUUAUACCAUAAUUAAACUUAAGUUUUUUCUUUUAAUUCCAAGACAUGUCUUAAAAAUUGUUAAAAAAACUAAAGUGUUACAAUAAUCAUGUUACAAUCAAUGCUACAAUAAUCGUUACAUCAUUAGAAGAAUGGCAUCUAUGCUAAUUUUAGUGUCUUUGUUUAUCCCGAGGUUUUCCCGCAGCCUGCCGGAUCCAGGCCGUAUCCAGAUGUGAAUUCGUUUCGCGUCCCUACCCUGAAGUGAUUCGAAAAUCUGUAUCAAAUUUAUAGACAAGAAGUUUGUUCAGGCAUGAGGGAAUUUAAAAACCUGCGUCCAUAUAUUCAAACGCACAUAACUCUUGAAUCAGUUCUUAAUGUGCAUGUGAACGUUAUCAGCAGGGCUGUUACUACCAAUUUAUCACAGGUUCGCGUUUAAAGUCUAUUUAGAAACAUUCAUAUAAAUUUUCACGUGACAGUUACUGUAAAUUCGGCCUCUAGUUCAUAAACGCCAGAGGAGAACUGGCCCCCGACUGAGCCUGGGUUCUCCCAAGGUUUUUUUUUCCUCCAUCGGGUCACCUGAUGGAGUUUUUCAGUUCCUUGCCACUGUCGCCUUUGGCUUGCUCAGUUGGGGAUAUUCAAAUCAAUUAUACAGGGCUGUUGAACGCUUGAUUCUGAUUGGUUGAGAACGUUUUAAAGGUGUGCAAUUAUUUUCACGGCUAAAGUAGUUUCAGGCAAGUUUGAACCGCAUUACAGUUCCAUAUCACUGCGCGUAGUUAACGGAAAAUAGGAUACAAUUCAUAACAAGAGAAGACAUGCAGCCCCAUGCGCUUGAUCUGCAAUUUUCGAUGUCUAACUUCACAAUCAAUGGACACAUACAGUUUAAUUUUAAUAAAUAAAGUAUAGUCCUAUCUAUAAUAGGCUAAAUAGAAAAUUAAACUGAAUAGGCUAUAUAAAUAAAUUAAUAGUCCUGCUGCACGGAUUUUCGUAAUUAUUCCAGAUAAUAUAACAAAUAAAUAAUUAUUGAUUGGCUUA
This is a messenger RNA of Pimephales promelas (fathead minnow), 3996 nucleotides long. Lineage: Eukaryota; Metazoa; Chordata; Actinopteri; Cypriniformes; Leuciscidae. The record is from RefSeq and is a predicted model, not a curated record.